Molecule: messenger RNA, 2186 nt
Organism: Solanum tuberosum (potato)
Lineage: Eukaryota; Viridiplantae; Streptophyta; Magnoliopsida; Solanales; Solanaceae
Product: probable serine incorporator
Exons: 8
Coding region: 501-869 (122 amino acids)
Cellular component (GO): membrane
Source: RefSeq, a predicted model, not a curated record
AUUGCAUACUAUGGACUUUUUGCUCUCUCACUCAUUGUGUCCUGGAUUCUUAGGAAGGUUGCUGCUCCUCUCAUGGAGAAAAUCCCAGGGAUUAAUAGCUUUCACACAACACCAAGCAGGGAGUGGUUUGAAACAGAUGCUGUACUGCGAGUUAGCCUGGGGACCUUUCUCUUUUUCACUAUUUUGGCAAUCUUGAUGAUUGGUGUAAAGAGACAGAAAGACCCAUGUGAUGGUGUUCACCAUGGUGGUUGGAUGAUGAAACUUAUUUGCUGGUGCGUUUUGGUAAUAUUUAUGUUUUUCCUUCCAAAUGGGAUCAUCGGCUACUAUGGGUUCGAGUUUGUAAUUUUGUGCGAUUAAUUGAGUCGGAAAAAAGCAUAAAGGACUGAAUUAAGGAUGUGGGCAGCUUCUUGCCGGACGGUGGUGUCAGGGAUAAGCCGGCGUUCAGCUAGGAUUGCAUACUAUGGACUUUUGCUCUCUCACUCAUUGUGUCCUGGAUUCUUAUGGAGGUUGCUGCUUUUCUCAUGGAGAAAAUCCGGGGGAUUAAUAGCUUUCACACAACACUAAGCAGGGAGUGGUUUGAAACAGAUGCUGUACUGCAAGUUAGCCUGGGGAACUUUCUCUUUUUCACUAUUUUGGCAAUCUUGAUGAUUGGUGUAAAGAGCCAGAAAGAUCCACGUGACGGUGUGCACCAUGGUGGUUGGAUGAUGAAAUCAUUUGUUGGUGCAUCUUGGUUGUACUGUUGUUGGAUUUUGUGCAUAGUUGGAAUGAUAAGUGGGUUGGAUAUGAUGAGCAGUUGUGGUACAUUGCACUGCUCGUCACGUGGCUACCUUUGCCUUUUGUUGUUGUUACGCUGCAUCCAUCGGAGUUAAUAUGGACGGGGAGUAUACAUACUUCUUCACGAAGAGAGAUUGAAAAUAUGUAAAUGGAAAAAAAAAUACUGCUCGGGUUAUAAGAGACGGAAGAGGAUAUUGGAAAUCAACAAGCAAAAAAACUAAAGUAUUCGCUCAAGAUGGCUCUGAGUUGGGUAAAAAGACCACACUUAAAUACCAUUUUAAAAACUCAGCAGGUGGCAAAGUGGAUAUCCCCGCAGAAUGGAUAAUGCACGAGUAUGUAAUUUCUAACAAGCUCGUCUAUCCCUCAAUAUCAUCAAAAGAGGACGAAUAUUAUGAGGAUAUUGCAGCCUGCAGAAUUUAUAAGAAAAAAUCAGAAAUCAAAGAGCGAAGGAGCUUGAUUAAUUCUUUAAUUGGGUCCAAUCUCAUCACGACUGAUCAUAACAAUGGAAAACCACAACCAUCACUAAAGCGAAAAUUCGAAACCCUAAUCACAUCUGAUCAGUCACAUGAUACAACCAUGAAUUCGAGUUAUCUAUGUAAUAGCCAUGCUACAUUAAUAUUGGAUGGUAUGAGAACCACUUACGAGAUUGGCCAAACAUCAAAUACUAAGUUAGUACCACCUGAGAUUGGCCAAACAUCAAAUACUAACCCAACACCAUUCGAGAUUGGCCAAACGUCAUAUACUAACCCAACACUACUCGAGAUUGGCCAAACAUCAAAUACCAAUUCAACACCACAUGAGAUUCGCCAAACAUCAAAUACUAACCCAACACCACUUGAGAUAGGCCCAACAUCAAGUACUAACUCAACACCACUGGAGAUUGACCAAACAUCAAAUACUAACUCAACACUGCCUAGGAUUGUCCAAACAUCAAAUACUUACUCAACGCCACAUGAGUUUGGCCAAACAUCAAAUACUAAUUCAGCGCCACCUCAGGACAAUAUUGUGUUAACGGGAGAAGGGGUGUCUGUGGGUCCCACUGAUCAAGCCUCGACGAAUAUUUACCAAAAUCAGAGUAAUGACGGGAAAAUUGAAGGAACUAAUCUUGAUUUUGAUUUUGAUUUGGAUGGAUUGGAUGACAUAUUACUCAAUAGGUCGCCUCCAGAUGAGUCAUUUGAGAAAUACUGGCAAUCUCUUGGAAUUUGAGGUUCUUCACCAAACACUACCACCAUAUAUAACACACAAGAAGGACGUUUUGUAAUAUGAUGUUUGUGAUUCUUUUUUACCUCUCUCUAGAAGCUCGUAUCUUUUUUGCUUCCUUAGAUAUCAUUAUUUCGCCUCUUUGUUGGACCGCUCUGGGUUAUUACUAAUUAGGCUUGUAAUCAAUUUUGUAGAGUAAUUGUUUUAUAAGA